Molecule: messenger RNA, 11508 nt
Organism: Porites lobata
Lineage: Eukaryota; Metazoa; Cnidaria; Anthozoa; Scleractinia; Poritidae
Source: the annotation of a GenBank genome assembly
AUGCUGUUUGAUGCAUCAAAGGAAUUUGAGGCAAGCAGUGCUUCACUCUCUCUGGGAAAAAGUUGUCUCGGGUAAAAGGCUCAGCCGCCUACCCAAGCCAGUAGCGGAUCUAGAGAAGGGGCCAAGGGGGCUCGCCCCCUCCCCCUUUAUUGUUAGACCGCCACUUCGAGCCACCCUGGGCGAGCCUGUUGUUGGGUGACCUGUUUUCCUUGGUAAGGUCACCAUCCUAGCUGAGCCAACUUUUCUCCAUAUAAUAAAAAAUAAUCAACUUUAUUUAUAUAGCGCUAUUUGAGUCCAAAAGCUCAAUAGCGCUUUACAGAAUUCAUAAGAAAGAACAAUAAUGAAAAUAAAAAGAAUACCUGACGAACAACAUUAAAGUUUCAACUUAAAGAUUCUAAACUACACUAAAAACUAAGGCCCUAAAAAUUAAGCUGUCGUUACGAUUCUUUCGUGUAUAUUCCUGUAAACAGAAGAAGAGCGCCCGAGCAGAGGAGUACAUUCGGAUGAUCAAAGAACGUCUUUCUGAGGCUGUCCAGCAAUGUAUCCACGCCGCUGCCGGGGAACGUGAGCCUGCAAUACAAAGAGGACUUCUGAGGGUGAGUGUAGUUUCUGAAGUAGUCAUGGUAACCACAUGAUCCUUAUGUUCAGUUGCUACGUUUCGAUUUUCACAGCAACCCGCCCCCAGGGGGUGGGGGAGUUGUUGACAAGUUUAAGAUUUCUUACACAGUGAUUGGUGCUCUGUAAACUGCCAGAUAAAUUUAGCAUUGUUUGAAAACAUACAUUAUCUGUCUUCCGUUUCAAAAUCACCACCUCCUACUGAAAAAGUUUUAGUUAAUCUGCCGAAGUUCCUUCAAAUUCGCUUGGGCAUAAAUCGUUGAACGUGAUGCCGUGAAAAGAAAAUCUGUACUCAGUAUAUCUGGGUAAUUUGAAUUGAAAGCGAAAGAGCGGAAAUAGUUCGUCCAUUAUGUUUCUAUUUGAGGAGUGUAGUAAGAGACAUAAAGGACUUUAUUAAUGCUUUCGACGAACGCGUCAUUCAGUGAUUUUUUAGUUAUACAGGAUGAAUUGAAAAUAUAGCAAAUCUCAGCGAGUGGUCAACAUUCGCCAAUAACACUGCUCUGUUACCAUCUACCAAGCGAAGUUUGCAACGUCGCUUGGUCAGAGAUUUUAGGCGGGAAAUAGUUCUCGUGUAACAUGUCAUGUGUCCUCGUAGUAACCAAUAAGAGCUCUCCGGCGGUCGAUGUUGGGGAAAGUUCCACCUGUAGUAUAACCGGUUUUUUUACUGAUCUCCGCUGUAAUCUUUUCUUCUCUUUGCUAGGCUGCUUCCUUUUGUGAGAGUUUUCUAACUGAUAUGCCGCCACACGCGUUUGUUUCGAUGUGCCGGAAUCUUAGAGUGUUAAACGCCGUGCGGGACUACAUGGUUGGAAUUCCAGUUACAUAUGGACAAUAUUCUUUAUCUUAAUUCAAGAGUGAACCAAAUUUCAGUUGUUGCAAAAGCCUCUUCUCACAGGUUACGUUUUGCCCAAUUGCAGCGUGUGUUGCAGCAAGUGUACACUAUGCUAGCCUCCGUAGCAACACGAAAUUUUUUUUUUAUUUUUCGGGUUAAUUUGCAAUUGCUUAAAUUGAAAUUUCCGCUGCGACGAUCAUAUCUUCAUUGAAACUUGCAUUUCCGCAGUUCACAUCAUCUUCAAGUAAGUUAUCAUUGCUCUAGUCCCAACACUUUCGACGAACUUGCGCGGAAACUUUUUCUUCUUAGUCUAACACUAUGCCAGAUAGCUCUUGCGUCGGGACAGAAACCAUAUCGGAGAGUGUUUCUGUCCACACAAGAGAACGGUGAUUUCGGUGCGAUUUAUGUAACGGGGCAAAACUGCGGGGUUUAAAUUACUUUUUUUUUUUACAGGGAACGAACGAGAUAUGUUCCUUUUUCUCUUUUUUGAAACGGAUAUGUUAAAAGUACGUUAACACAGUUUUCAAUUUUGUGGCUCUUAUUAAGUUCUUAAAGUGGGCUCCAUUUUGCUUUUUUGUCCUCUGAGAGUACUCUGGUUAUUUUCAAAAAUUAUCCAAUUUUGACGCCUUGACGAUCGUCUUAGACUGGAAAAACUAACAAUGAAGACCUUUAUCGACAGGUGAGUUUUGUUUUUGUCACGCUGUUUGUUAUCUUUUUAAAAAAGGUAAAACGUGCAAUGCUUAAGCAUUUUUUGAGGGGGAGGGGGCGGUAAAAAAGGUGUAUUGCAUAUAGCUGGAAAUUUUUUCAUAACAGUGCGCGCUCUCAUUAGUUUCUCCGAGGUCACAUGACCGUUACAGCGAGGGAAGCGAGGUUUAAUGAAUUUCCAGCUAUAUAGCCUCUGGAAACGUUGAGAUUCUCGGAAAACAAAUAUAACUGUUUCCCUCGAGACCAGUCAUUAAGUGUUUAAGUGUUUAUUCCACUGUGAAACGUUCAAUAAGUUCCGAGCUUCAGGUGAGAAUCAAACUUACGACCUUUCGAGUUCGAGAUCAGACGCUCUUCCCACUGAGCUGCAGGGAGCUCUAUAGUGUGGAGGGUCGAAAUUUUUAUUGAUCAUACACCAGACCCGCUAUAGUACAUAGUACGAAAUAGUACUUUUAAGAAAAAAAUAGCAAAAUGAAUAUGAUGUAUGUCCGAUAACCUUUCUCUUUUGCCUGACUAAAAUGGUAACGUGGUUGGACUUAAGUCAUUUCUAAAUAUCAAAAUUAUUUGCAUUCCUAGUGAAUAUAAAACAAGUUGAAGCAAAGUUAUUGUUUUUUUACUUGCCUACUUUCCGUGUCUAAACCGUGUUUACUACAUUGAUUUUUCCACCAACAGACCUGGAGAUGGAAUUAUUUCCCUUAAGUUUAUUUUAUUACCGUUUAUUUUCUGCUCCUGUAGGCUUGUUUUGAGGCGUCACUACUGUCUGGCCAUAAGAAUCUGUGAUUACUGGAAGAUUCCUAAGGGGGAGGGUGCCAGUCGCAUCCUUGGACACUUCGCUUGUUAUAAAGUCAGUGUAACCAGCGGAUACCGGUUGGCUGUUACCUAUAUGUAAGCAGGGGUCUUCCCGCAAUCAGCUUAUGGCUGGUAAUUAAUAAAAUUGGUAAUGGUGAAUUAUAGUUGUGGCAGUAGACACAACUGGGGUUGGGUGUCCGGUGGUUGUUUCAUGUGCUGAAUUUGGCACAUUGCUCUUCGUGUUUGUGUAUUUAUCAAAGAUCACAAAAUCAACCUAUGAAAAGAUCUAGAUCAAUUAGAGUGGAUCGAACGCGGUGAAGACAGCGUGGCCAGGCGCCUAUCACGUUGUUUUCGCAAUCCGCCGGUCCUGGUUGGAGUCUUACUCUAGCCACUUGCUGAAUUUAUUCGCGGUAUUUCCAAGUUCAGAUACCUGGUCAUGCUUGUAAAUAGCCAACUGGUUUCCUCCUGCCAGCUGGGGUUUUUAAUCCUGUUGUGUUCUAUUUCCUCAAUAAAUAAACAGUUGGCCUUUCACUUGGCUGGGAUGAUCACAUUGAAAUUAACUUCUCCGCCCUAGUAGAAUACAAUAGUGUCCGUAAAUAGUUUUUCUUGUGUUUAAUAUAUUGACAUUUCUUUCGAUCCUUCACCUCUUCAAAACUUGCUUUUCUUGUUUAAACAGGUUCAGCAAGCCAAUGUUGAUGACGAAGAGAUUGCUCGUGCCAUCAACUCCAAGCUCGGAGAGACUCCUGGGAUAUCUUACUCAGAAAUAGCUUCAAAGGCAGUGGACUGUGGACGAACUCACCUGGCCAUCAAGGUUAGUUGAGAGCAUUCACAUGAACAGUAUAAUUAUAGACUAUACGUUCCCAGUUCAAUUUGGGACAUAAACUGGUGUCUUCCGUUAGUAUUUCCUUGCUAAAUGCACGAGGUUCAAAAUAACGAGGGUUGAUAUAGAAUGGGAUUUUUACCUGCGGGAUGCGUUUACUGUGAGUAAUCAAGAAUUGUUUCCGUACCUGGAGUAUUAAGACCUCGCUUGCUUUCAGCGCUGCACUUUAUCAGCCAGCUUAAGCAACGACGACGACGACGGCAGUGAAAACGUCACUAAGAAAAUGAAUUUCCCGCGUCCUUUUAAUCUUUAUCGCGUCUAUUUGGAACCGCUUAAUUCGUUAAAUGUAGGCGACUUUUCCUGGAGUUAAAUUCCUAUUGUCUUUAUCCAUGUUCAAAUAGAGAACGGAAAAUUUGUUUUCGUAUGUCCAUGUCCUCCAUAAAACGUCGCAUUGGGAGGUUUCACGUCGUAGUCGUGCAGUGGACGUCAAAGAAAUGUACCAAAAAGCGUGAUUCACAGAGCAGUCGUUUUGCUCAUAAAACCAAUUGUUGUUUGACGUUGUUGUUGUUGCAAAACAACGGGCGCUUUCCAUUCAACCAAAACGUUCGAAAAUUGGAAACAGCGGCAAAUGGUACAGAAAUGUCCAGGAAAAGUUUCUAGAAAUUCCGAAAGAUGUUGAAUUUCCGAAAUGUGAACCAUGCAUUCAAUCGAAAAUUCUAGAAAUUCCCGGAAGCAAAGUUCAAUGAAAAAAAAAAUUUCGGAAAAAUUUUUUUUAAAAUUUGGGCACCCGUCGAGAAACAAAACUUACGGCUGCAAAGAAGAGCAAUGGGGGAAAGGAACAUCGAGGGUUUUAACAACUGAAGUUUUUAAUUCAAUAUAAAAAAACAUGUUGAAGUUUUAUGCUCUAGCCCUUCGUCAGACUGACCGAAGGGUUAGCACUCGAAAUGUCCCUACUAUGCCAAAUUUCCUAUGUCAACUUAAUUGAUUAAUAUAAAUUCUUAGCUUUCACCGUGGUUCGCUCGAGGGGUUACCAACAUGCUCGUUUCAUGGGACGUCAACAACACCUGGAACAGACCGGAUCAGAUCAAUCUCUGUAACUGACUGAAUAACGAAAGGUAAGGGAUAGUGCCUCUGGGAAUGAUCUGAUCCGGUUCCGCGGUCCAGGUUUGGCCAACAGCCCUUCUCGUGGCUUCGCCUCCUGUGCCUCCUCGAGGAGACCUGCCUACAGCCUGGCUUAAAGCCAGCCUUGACCUCUAGCUGGAGUAAUCUCACCAUAGUAAGUUCGUCGUUUGACAAUCGGUAAACGAGCCUAUCAUACCCAAUUCAUGAUUCAUAAUGUAUCUUUCAAGGUACUCAUAUCUUCUUGUUUUUUUUUUUUUACCUGUAGCUUUUGGACUAUGAGGCGGAAGCCGCUGACCAAGUUCCACUGCUCAUGCGCAUGAAUAAAGAUGACCUAGCUCUCGAGAAGGCCAUUAUGAUUGGAGACACGGAUCUGAGUGAGUUGUGAGUGGGUACCACUGCGGUUAGCUACAGCAGUUUGGUGAUUUUUUAAGUUCGUUUUUGUUUCGUCGUUGUCGCUCAAAAGCCGACUUAUAGGAAGGUCUAUCUUAAUGUUGAAAUUGUACCAAUGGUUCAAAAAAAUUAGAAUCAACUUUUUCUCAGCCUAAAAGUUGGCGUUACACUAGCGGUGUUACAAGCACGGGCAGAGUUGCAAACCGUAAAAUAUUUUUGAACUUGUUUUGUAGCUUAUUAUUCUGAUCUUUUCUUGCCGUUGACACAAUUUCAAGUAUAUCUCAACCAUCUUGAUCCUUACAUGCCCUCCUCCAAUGGUAACAGCUUUCUCUGCUCAGGUGAUCAAAAUUGAUGGAUCCGAACCGCCGUCAUCAAAAACCCGCCUACUUGAUUUUCCCCUGUAUCUAGAUGACAUUUCAUUUUCGUUGUCUUUUUUUUCUUUCUAGUAUUUAUGGUUGUUAUGCAUUUGAAGGAUAAUCUAAUUCCUGGCGAGUUGUUGAUGGCCAUACGUUACCGUCCUGUGGCACUCAGCCUCCACAUCAAGGUGAGUCUAUGAGAAAAGAGUUGUGUAAAUGAGUGUGUAUUUGUUCAAGGCUCCAACCAAGAGAAAACUUGCCGUAAGGUCCUUCAACGUAACCCUAAUAUUGUAUUUGCUAGGAAACGUUUUUCCUUUUAUGCGUUCACUCUUUAAGAUCACAAAAAUGACGUCAAAAUGUUGGAGGAGUGAGUGGUUUUACGGUAACGUUUGUACCAUCUAAUGUCAAUUCUUUGAAAUGUCGGAGCCUCGGCAGUGACAAAUGGCUACUUGUCUAGUUAUUUGUUGUUGUUUUUCUACAAUGUCUUGGAGAAUCGCGCUCAACAGACAGAGACGAGAAGGAUCUUUCGUUUCUAUUCUCUGUACUGUCAUGAGCAAAACCUGUCGACCAAUCGGGGCGCAGGAAACGCUCGGUUAUUGUAAAUCAUUAAACUGUGUGGCAGGCGUCUUAAGAGGUAUUGAAAAAAGUGAAAGUGGGAAAGGGAAGCCUGCUCUAGGACCACCUUUUUCAUUUCUGCUACCUUUUCCCUUCACUCUCUUUUUCUCUCCCUCCCCCUUCCCUCGUUUUGUACCUGCCACGCAGGCUAUUGUGAAACCUAUAUAUUCACUUUGACAUGACUGUGAUUUGUCUGCAGUAUUGUAAGGAUCAGGAUCGCCGUACACUUGUGGACCUGUUCUACCAAGAUGACCAGUUUAUGAACAGUGGUAAUGCCUUUGUGCGGGACAGCUAUAGCGAGAAGGUAUCAUAUAAAGUAGCUUGAAAUACUAUCAUGCUUAGGAGGGGAUCUGGUCGCAAAUUGUUUUAUUAUUUUAUUUCUUUAUUGGCUUAAUAUGUAAUUUCAAUUCUGAGCAAAGGUGCGCACGCUUCACUCCGUUUCUUUAUGGCGUCAUAGAAUAUUUUUGUUGUGACUUUAUCAGACUACCAAGUUCCGCUUUUACCUCAUUUCCGCAUGGCGUUUUCCGGUUAGAAAAUGGGAGAAACUUACUCCUCUUAAGGUCAGCAGCACUCUUGUUUAUUUUGAACGUCAUUGAGAGCCGAGAAUACGUGUAGCAACUCUUAUUUUCAAUUUAACUCGUUGAUCUCUUGUGCUUAAACUGGAAACCUUUACCAAAAUUCGUUUUAAUCAUAACCAGUGAUAUCUACUACACGUGCACUUAUUGUUGCCAGCCCUCAAUUCGGCGACCACGUGACCAAAGAAACGACAAGAAUAGGAGUCGACUAAAGUCAACAAGGUAUCUGAUAUUUUUCACAGGUGUCGUAGAGCCAACAAAGCGCGCACGCCUGAAAAUCGCAACUUGCAAGGAAGACCGUCACACAAAGGGUGAGUUGCGUGACGCCUUCAGGUCUCUCUUGCAAUCUGGUCCUCAGAGCUUUUCUUAGCCUUGUCUGGCAGAACAGUCACUUUUAGUGCUAAACCAGCAGGAUCAAAGCCUUGGGAAGGUCAUGUUGCAGCUGCUCAGAAGAAAAGUCACCAGUGGUGCCUAACCCUGACCCCAAACAAUACUGAAACAAUUGAAAGAAUGACAUGUCAUUGUUUUCUGCGGCCAAUCAGGAGAGACCUUCCAAGCAGCUCCUACACAACUACCUUGGGAAGGAUAUUGGCGCUGAUGCUUUUAUUCCUUGAGAAAUGAGAGGCAAUUCGUUAUCACCCGUCGUAGAAUACAAUCAUCGUUUUCGUAUCACUUGUCAGUACAUUUGACAUAAAACCUGAUUUCUCAUGAUUUUCUUCUAUUUUUAUUGUUUAGGCAAUAGAAUCCAAGAUAAUAACAUUGUCUAAAGCACAGAGGUCUUACCAGCAAGGAGGAUUUCAGUUCUACUCAAAGGUGUGUGCUCUUGACUUUGUUUCUUUGAUUUAAAAUACUCCAAACUCCACCAACGCUAGGGUCACCCAUUUCUUACUACAGUAAAACCACUAUUAAGCGGACCCCCAAUUACGCGGACACCCUUUAUUAAGCGGACUAUAAGCCGGGUCCCGAAAUUAACGUCUUAUAUUAGCCUUUAUGACGAAUCCCAAUUCAGCGGACACCUCUAUUAAGCGGACGAGGACACUAAAAUAAAUUGUAUUUGGCUAAUUUCUAUUGUUAAAAACCUCUAUUAGGCGGAAACCGGACUGAAUUGACAAUAGUAGUAUUGGAUUAUGUCCUUGAAAUACAUACUGUAGUCGAUUUAUAAGGAUAAAUCAAUACAUUUAGCUGUCAAAAGUUCACCUAAAAGUCUUGCACCAUGUAAAGCACAGCUUCCUUAGCGUCCUUAACAACAUGGAACUUUAUCACAGUACAGAGUAACCUUUGAAUGUUAAUCGUUAACAAACAAUGUGCAAUUUUUACAAAACCUCUAUUAAGCGGACACUAGGGAAGGUCCGGAAGGUGUCCGCUUAAUAGAGGUUUCACUGUAUGUGGGAGGAACAGAAGAGGGACGUUGUGCCUUUCCUAGUAAUCUAGGAUACGGGAUAAACUUGCGAUAUUCGAACCAAAAGCACCCAGAAACUCUCAGUCAGCUGUGUUUGAUUAACAAAUACCUUGACUGUACUCUGGACUGAUAUAAAUCACGCAGGAGGAAGCGCCGGGCUAGGGCACGAAAGAAAUGUAGGGGGAAACACGAGACGUAGUCGAGUGUUUCUCCCCACUUCUCAAGUGCUUUGUAACAUAACAAAGCACAGUAAAGGUUUCUUUAGUAGUUUUAUGAUAAAGAAUCCGUUAAAUUCGCCACACAUUACUUUCUAAUUUUCAAAACAAACUGAUAAACACGCUUUUUAAGCCAAUCAGAGUGCGCGUUAUACUGCUCUGAACUAUAAAUAUCUCAAUAAAACAUUUCCUGUCAGUGAUACAUUCUAUAUACGCGCGAUUUAAUUUUUCAGGCAACAGAAGAACAAUGAAACUCAUGGUAUAAUAUCAAGUCAAACUAGAAGAGAAGUAAAGAAAGACAUUUAUGGAUCUGUCUUUCAGUGAUACUAUCUACCAGGUGUGAUAAAGACACUAAACUGUGUUAGCCUUUACCGUGGAUUUUCAAACGUUCACGAUGUGAGCUUAUUUUUAAGGUGUAACUAUCAGUACAGUUGGGCAGCUGGAUCAAUUGAGCUUUCUGGGUAACUGACCACUUCCCCCCCCCCGCCCGUCCCCCAUUAAGUCAACAGUAACACUUUUUCCUUACUUAGAGCAACAUUGUAACUUAGGGGAGGGGUAGGUAGUCAGUUACUCAGAAACGUCAAUUAAUACAAAAAGCUCUGAAAAGUAACUCUCAUUUGAAUGAUCAAAAUUAAGAUGUCAUCAAUAUAGUCAAAUACUACCUUUAACAGCUUAAUAAACAGUGCCGCUGGAAAUCUUUGUCAAAUACAAGCUUUCAUUCGAAUGGCCAUACUAAAGGAUUGUCAAAUGUUAGAAGUUGAAAUCAACAGUGUACGCUGGAAUCUCUCAGAUCUCUGCUCAGUAGCUUUUGUUAGGAUUGUUAUUUUUAAACUAUUAUCUAGACUUGGUUGUUAAAACCAAAGCAAAGUAAACCGCGGUGGAAAGCACUAUUAAAAGUAGCUUUAGUUUCUUCAUUGUCACAGAUUUAAUACCCAUACACUAUCAUCAGUUUCUAAGGAUUACUUUACACUUUUCAGUGCAUACUUCAAGGAGACCUGAAAGCCGCUGACCAACUGAAAAAGGCGUUCAAGGUUCCAGAUAAAAGGUUUGUAACCUUUUUUUUAUCAGAGACCGUAAACAACGAGACCUUUGACAUCUGAGGGCCCUUUUUUGAAACAACCUUUAGCUUCACCACGUUGAACAAAGGCUUACUUGUUCACACCACUGAUUUGUAGCCUGUGUAGAAUACAUUUGAAGGGGAAGGGAAAUGUGGGAAUUAGGGCGCGUUAGGGAGGAGGAAAUUUAAACGAGGUCUAACUUAGGCCGCGGUUUAGGAAAACAUUGGACUUCCAGAUCCUUUUCUUAAGGGGUUAAUUAAAGAAAAUAAGUGCCUUUCCAGUCUACAGUAUAUACUUUCUUGAGAUUUUUCACGAAAAAUGGUGUUUAGAUAAAAACGUUGAGCAAACUGAAAAUGGCCAAGAACGCGGUUUGGUUAAACACGGGUUAAACUCCGUUUAAACAACUGGCCCAAAUGGUCUCUCUACUUUCAUCCUCGCGCGUCCAUCGCGUUCCCGUUCUCACACGGGCUGUUUCAAAUUAGCCUGUACUAUGUAGAGCUAAGGCUUGCUUGGUCACAUCCUGAUUUGUAGUCUAUGUGGCAAGCAUUUGAGGUGGAGUGAAAGAGAGGGAGGGGAUAAGGGCGCGCGAGGAGGGAGAGAAGAAAGGGUUUCCGUCCUUUUCUCCUCGCGCAUUCAUCGCGUUCUCGUUUUCACACGGCUUGUUUUCGAAAUAGCCUCUAGUUGCACCACGUAGAGCUUAUGUUUGCUAGUUAAAACCACUGAUUUGUAGCCUGUGUGGCAGGCAUUUGAAGGAGUAGUGAAAGGAGGGGGAGGGAAUCAAGACGCGCGAGGAAAAAUAGCAGACAGGGUUUCCUUCCCUUCCUCCUCGCGCGGACAUCGCGUUCACGCGCACCUCAGUUAUUCCUCCUUUUCCUACCCCUUCAAACUCCUUCCUCAUAGUUUAGCUCAUUUGCCGCAUUGUCUUGUCUUUAGGUUUUACUGGCUGAAAGUAAGAUCCUUGACCUUAAAGUCACAACUGGCUGGAACUCGACAAGUUUUCCAAAGCUCGUAAAUCUCUAAUUGGAUACGAGGUAAGUUCACUGACCGUGUUUUCCGAAAUAAUCAAGCAAUGUGCUCAACUAGGGACAGAUACGUGCAAAGCUAAUCCUUUAAACCCUAAAAUCCGGACUCACUUACGCAGGUAAUUUGGGACCUUACAAAACUACGAUGGCGAAAGUAACGGAAAGGCCUAAAACACAAUAGGUUAAUGAAGGAGCGGAACAACAGCUCUACACGUCCAUCAAUCUUUUUUGUAAAUUUUUUUGCCUUUCCCACACAUCUACGAAAGGACAUGACUAAAUUUGAGAAAUUUGAGAAUGGGACUCCCCUUACCUUCAGCUCCAACCUAAUUUCCCGUCUUUUAAGUAACUAGACGAAUUGAAAUGAUGCGAAGUCAAUUUUUCGUCGACCUUUUCAUUGGCGUCGCCGUCAUCAGAUCGUAAGUUAGGGUGGUUAGGGUCUACGCCUUGUUACGGCGGUGGUCAAAACAAGGACAAGUUUGUGAAGAGAAAAAAGGAACCGGAAACGGGUUUGUGCCAGAGUCGAACCUUUCUACAACGGCUCCCUUGAGAGCAAAGUGCCUUUUUUAGAGGAGUUGCAAUUGUGGGGAAUAAGGGGGCAUCUCGGAACACUCCGGAUACCCCCCGGAACAUCCCCCGGAACCUGGCAAAAAGAAACCCUAACCCCACUGUGUAAGAUAUUAAAUGUUUCUAGCGUGAAUGUAUGGAUUGUCUGGCGGAAUAAAAAUCAUGGUCGUCUUAGACAGAUGGCGAUUGGAAGAUUCGUCGGUAUUUAUCAAAAAGCAUUUAUUUCUUUUUUAUUAAAGGCUACGUUCAUGAGUUCCCAUGACUGUAACAUUGUGAAUAACAUUCCAGUGUGAAGACGCUGUAAAUUUUAUUUACAUUGCUUUUUUUACAGCCAUUUUUUGAAGCAUGCCUGGAAUCCAACAACAGAAUAGGAGCGGAGAAAUAUAUCUCCAGAGUUCUUCCCGAAAAUAAAGUGACGUGUUAUAUGUGAAACUCGG